Messenger RNA from Linum tenue, 1784 nucleotides. Lineage: Eukaryota; Viridiplantae; Streptophyta; Magnoliopsida; Malpighiales; Linaceae. The record is from the annotation of a GenBank genome assembly.
UUUAAAUCAAACCCUCUUUUUCUUCCUUUCUUGUCUCCACCUACUUUAUCUACAUCAGCCCAACAAAAGCCCAAACUUUUCUGCUACAAAAACCUUCUCCACCUCUGGAAACCUUCCGGCCAAGGACGAACCUUACGACGGAGACUUCCCUCCUCAAACAUGGAGAGGCUGCUUUACUCUUCCUCUCCCACGGCGCCUCUCAAACUCCACUGCAAACCCACUCCUUUUCUGCCUCGUCUCCCCCGGAUCGAUGCCGCUAAACUCGGCGGCUUCCCGCUUCUGCCACGGCAGCCGCUUCAGCUCCGGCGAGCUGGUACCGUCUCCUGCAAUUAUGAGACGAAUCCACCGUCGGUAUCAUCCGUUUCUUCUGGUAAAUUGCCUUCUUUGGCCCCUUUACACGUCGAUUCCCCUGCUGGCCCGGCGCCAAGUUCUGAUCUUCUCCUACAGAUCCCGGCCGAAUCCCGUCAUUUGCCACGAAAGCAGGCAAUGAGUGUUGCGGCUUGUGUACUACUCUCAGCUAUCUUGAUGUUCACGAUGCACCCAAUCUUUGCAUCACCGGCAUUAGCAACCUACCAAACAGCAGCCAAGACCGCUGCUCCCGCUGGUCUAGGAGCAAAACUAAUCCGGACCGAACUCUUAAGCAGCGCAUGGACUGGUUUCUUUGCUGGUUGUCUCCACACACUCUCAGGUCCAGAUCACCUUGCAGCUUUGGCUCCACUCUCAAUUGGUCGAACACGUCUUGAAAGUGCUGCUGUUGGAGCACUGUGGGGUUGUGGCCAUGAUGCUGGCCAGGUAAUCUUUGGUCUUCUGUUUCUCCUGCUCAAGGAUCGGCUCCACAUUGAGAUCCUCAGAACUUGGGGCACUCGAGUUGUCGGUCUUACCCUACUUGUCAUUGGCGGUAUGGGGAUAAAGGAAGCUUCCGAGGUCCCCUCACCUUGUGUUGCCCUAGAAAAUGGAGAGUGUGAUGUGGGCGUCUAUGAAUCACUUGAAGCCACCCCUGCUGUAGUGCAGAAGAAGAAGAUAGGAUUCGCUACCUUUGCUACAGGGAUUGUUCAUGGAUUGCAGCCUGAUGCGCUCAUGAUGGUCUUGCCUGCACUCGCUUUGCCUUCUCGGGUGGCUGGUGCGGCUUUUCUUGUCAUGUUCUUGGUGGGAACUGUUGUUGCAAUGGGGUGCUACACAGUUUUCAUAGGGUCCUGUAGUCAGGCGUUGAAGGACCGGGUGCCUAGAAUAACUGAGAAGCUCACAUGGGCAUCUUCCUUCAUAGCUAUCGCUCUUGGUGUCUCCAUUCUCAUUAGCCAGUUUUUCGGGUUCAGCUUGUAUUGAAUUGAUUGAUACUACUAAAUAGGGUAUUUGCGCUACAGCUAGAGAAGAGAUGAUUGGAAUGAGCCAUUCUAUUGCAUUUUGCUGCGGAGAAAGUGGUGCACAAGCAAUGAAAAGGAGAUGGAUAGCGUCUUAUCCUGUCUCCAAUCUAUCAGUUUUGAGAGCUCUUCUUUAGUUUUGUCUCUUCAGUUUAGAGUUUCAGGUCGUAAUUGUUAGUUGAUUUGAGUUCGACAUGUAUUAGUAAGCAUUUUGAUUCUUGAUUGGGCUUUACUGCUGGUACUUUGCACUAAUUUUCCAGCAAGAGUUUUGAAGGAGCUUUAAGAUGUGAGUGUGACUAAAGAUCAGCUCCUUCAGUUAUGGCUUGAUGGUACAUACCAUUAUGACAUUAUCAAAGCAACUUUUCAUUUUCCGUCUCCAGAUUUAAAUGAUUAAAUCAUAUGAAAUUCAACUUGUUCUGUGGAAAA